AUGAGUGCCAAUAAUCGUAAGGGACCGAUUAUUGACCCUGGUUUGUGCCGCUGUUGUGGUGCUUUAAAGAAGUGUCGUUUACUUAAUGUAGAAUACGAAUGGCAGGGACAGAAAGAAAUUUAUUCUGAUAUGUUUGUGGAUUGUUUUGGACUCUUACUCUCACAUCUAGAAGGUGCACCUGUGGAGCGUCUUAUAUGUGCAACUUGUGUCUGCCGGCUACGGGAAGCUAGCGCUUUCAGGCAGCAGGUGCUCCGAUGUGAGGAGUUGCUCUUAAAAGCCAAGAUUUAUUUGCAUAAUGAUGAUGGUGAAUCGAAAGAUGAUAUCAAACUUGAAUUAGAUGUGAAGGAAGAGAAGGAAUCUAUUAUGGAACCUUUGGAAGAUGAUCAUGACAUUUCUGAUGAUAUCACAAAUGAUAUUGAUGACGUCAUCGAAGUGCCCACCAGACGCACGAGGAGUUCGGGUAAGAAGAAAACUAUGAAAACCAGCAAACGAAAAUCCAAAUCGAUUGACAAGAAAAAAGUGACUCCCCGUGGAGUGAUGGCGAAAAUGCAACGGAUGAACGAGAAAAUUAAAUUUGAAGAAGAUAUAAUACCACAGCAAAUGGAAACUCCUAAUGUAAAAUCCAUUGAUAGUGAUAUGAUGGCAUACGAGAACACGGUCACUAUAGUAGAAAGCUCAUAUGUGUGCCCAUUCGACACCUCUUUCAGCGAUUACUAUUGUGUAUACUGUAGACACCAUUUUACAGACCCCAACAAGUUAAGGGAGCACACCAUGGACCAUGAUCCGACCACCUACAAAGACCUACCGCACAAGAAAAUUGUCCAAAUCGAUAUCCUCAGAAUCGAUUGCCGAUUGUGCCCGAAACGAAUCGACAGUAUCGACGAUUUGAAGGGUCACAUCACUAAUGCACACGAGAAAUUCCUGCAUCCGAAUAUGACAAACGAGUUCCUGAAAUUUCGUCUCAAUUUAGGCAGGCUGUCGUGCACAGAAUGCGAGAAGUCCUUCACAUUUUUUCACGCAUUAAAAAAGCACAUGGCGGAGCAUUUCGGCACGUGUAUCUGUGAUAUAUGUGGCGCGCAUUACUUCCAAGAGAGAAUGCUGUUACUGCACCAGAAGACGCACCAGCGAACGGACGAGAACUACCCCUGCAAGGAAUGCGGAAAAAUGUUCAAAUCCAAACACAACAGAUAUCUGCACAUCGCUCGGACGCACAGAAAGGAGCCCGCUUACCCGUGUGCGAAGUGCGACGAAGUUUUAUUUUCUUAUACCUUACGCUACCGGCACAUGAUCGAGGUGCACGGUGACGUGCGAUUGUUCCAGUGCGAACAGUGUGACAGAACUUACAACAGUAGGAAGUCGUUGAGAGAGCACAACAGACGGUUCCAUUUGAAGAUAUUCAAGCACCAGUGCGAUUUGUGCGACAAAAGGUUCUACCUACCGUCACGUUUGCGGGAGCACAUGUCGUCCCACAGCGGUGAAAGGAACUUCCGCUGUGAAUACUGCGGGAAGAGUUAUCCGAGGCUGCGCGGUUUGAAGGUCCACAUGCAGUCUCACAGCGCUGAGAAGAAGUUCAAGUGUACGGCGUGCAACGCGGCUUUCACUCAGAACUUUAAUUUGAAGAAUCAUAUAAAACGACAGCAUCAGAGCUUAGAGGUGGAGGAGGGUUACCAUGGGUAG
Parnassius mnemosyne (clouded apollo) is the source of this 1677-nucleotide messenger RNA. The record is from the annotation of a GenBank genome assembly. NCBI's taxonomy places the organism in Eukaryota, Metazoa, Arthropoda, Insecta, Lepidoptera, Papilionidae.